Lampris incognitus (smalleye Pacific opah) is the source of this 2109-nucleotide messenger RNA. RefSeq names its product EI24 autophagy associated transmembrane protein (gene ei24). Gene Ontology annotation, biological process: macroautophagy. The record is from RefSeq and is a predicted model, not a curated record. Bases 247 to 1269 code for a protein of 340 amino acids. Gene Ontology annotation, cellular component: endoplasmic reticulum. The transcript is spliced from 11 exons. Lineage: Eukaryota; Metazoa; Chordata; Actinopteri; Lampriformes; Lampridae.
AGCGGUACGCGCAUGCGCAGCGGCCCAUUCGGCGGCCUGUCCGCUAGCGUUUGUUUGGAUUUGUUUUUCGUGACACAUUAGCUUGGGAGGGGGGGGCGAAAACACGAGAGACUCGGCCAAAUUAACCCCCACUUAAAGGCUGCCGCAUGAGGUUACUGGGUAAGCCCGCCCCUGCCAUGAGAACUGACCACCAGGUCACCAGCCCCCACUCCUUCUGCAGUUGAUGGAUCCGCAGCUCAUCCAGAGAUGACAGACAGCGUCAGGGCCUUCCUCCGCAAUGUUGCGACGGGGAUCAAGGACUCCAUUUUGGGGAUUGGAACGAUCUCUAAGCUGGAUGCCCGCAUCCAGCAGAAGAGGGAAGAGCAGCGGCGGAGAAGAGCCAGCGGGGCUCUGGCCCAGAGGCGGGCGCAGAGUGAGGAGCGCAGACCUGACAAUGAACCCAAACUAGCCAGUCGGAUCUUUCAGUGCUGCGCCUGGAACGGGGGAGUGUUCUGGCUCAGUCUGUUUCUCUUCUAUCGAGUGUUUAUCCCACUGCUGCAGACUCUCACAGCGAGGAUCAUCGGUGACCCCUCCCUCCACGGCAGCGUGUGGUCCUGGCUGGAGUUCAUCCUCACAUCAGUCUUCAGUGCCCUCUGGGUGCUCCCUCUGUUUGUACUCAGCAAGAUAGUCAACGCCAUCUGGUUCCAGGAUAUAGCUGACUUGGCGUUCGAGGUGUCUGGCCGCAAGGCUCAGCCCUUCCCCAGUGUGAGCAAGAUCAUUGCAGACAUGCUCUUCAACCUCCUCCUCCAGGCCCUGUUUCUCAUCCAGGGUAUGAUUGUCAGCCUCUUCCCCAUCGAUGCCAUUGGACAGAUGAUAAGCCUUCUCCACAUGUCUCUGCUCUACUCUCUCUACUGCUUUGAGUAUCGCUGGUUCAACCACGGCAUUGAGAUGCAUCAGCGGCUGUCUAAUAUCGAGAGGAACUGGCCCUACUACUUCGGCUUCGGUUUGCCCAUGGCUCUGUUGACCGCCUUGCCCUCCUCGUAUAUUAUCAGUGGCUGCUUGUUCUCCAUCCUCUUCCCCCUCUUCAUCAUCAGCGCUAAUGAGGCAAAGACCCCAACAAAACUCUACCACUUCCAGCUGCGCCUCUUUUCUCUGGUCGUCCUGAUCAGCAACAAGCUGUUCCACAAGACAGUCCACCUGCAGUCCUCCCUGACCUCAUCCGUCUCCACGGAGAAGCUGCCGUCUCCCCAUACCUCCCCAGCCCGCCAGAGACUCCCAUCAAACCAGUGAUUUUCACCCCCCCUCCCCCCAGCUCUGUGUUGGUAGGAGGAGAACGGAGAGCAGCCCAUGUGUGACCGUUUCAGUCAGUGGGAAAGAUCCGUUCUCUGGAGAGGGAUUCCUCUCAAUGGAAGGAUUUGCGGUUGAGGGUUUACAUGUUUUUAACUCGUCUUUUUGCCCCCUUUGUUUUUUCAUUCGGAGCACCGUCAGAAAGAUUUAAAAGAAAAGGAAAAAACACUUAAUGUGAAGCAGAAAUUUGCGAUCGACUGCCCUGUGCCUCACACUCAAAACACACACGUAUACGCUGUUUGUUUGUCAUUCAAAGCGGUUCUUUUUUUUUUUAAUUUCUAUUUUAGCCUAAAAAGUGCCAUUUGAGUGUCCCUCAAUUGAUCAAAUACAGCACAAGAAAUCACGGACGGUUCUGUUAAGUUACACCAGGUUGACGAGACGUCAAGAAGGAUUUUUUGGCUCUUCUUUGGAGGGGGCUUGUUUGCGUUCAGAAAUGAAGCACAGUCUUGUUUCAUUCACCUCGUUUUUAAUGUUGCAGCUCUCCUUCACCUCUCGCGGGUCAGAUGCUGUCAUUCACGUGAAAAUCUAUUUCUCUGUAAAAUUAUAGCAUCCCUGUUGUUCCUUCGGAGUCCCAUAAAUGACUUUGUACAAUUUAAAAGGCAGGCUGUUUUAUCCUGUGAGUACUUUUUUUUUAGUGAAAUUUUACGAGAUGGCAAGAAGGCUGGCGAAUAUCUUAACUGAGUCUAACAAGCUAUCGAUAUUAUUCAUGUAAUGACAGGAGAGCAAAUCAAAGUUUUACUCCUUUCUGUGAAUAAAUGUGGCAACUUGUGGGCCGGAAAGCUC